Molecule: messenger RNA, 672 nt
Organism: Hydatigera taeniaeformis
Lineage: Eukaryota; Metazoa; Platyhelminthes; Cestoda; Cyclophyllidea; Taeniidae
Source: the annotation of a GenBank genome assembly
AUGAUGCAUCGACGUAGACAUGGUGUGCAUUUCAAAUCUUGGGCCAAUCAUGAAGCUGGAUUGAUUUCAACCAUUGAACGAUUUAAUGCCUGUCUUUACUACUCCGAGCUGGCAGAAGAUUUCUAUCUCGUCAAACUGUUGAUCCUGCAUGGACUCUCGGGUUUCUGUCUCCACGAUUUCAGGGACAUGAGUGUGAGGACUGUGUCAAGGAAUGCGCCACCGCACUGCUUCUCAGAGGGAGAUGGAACGUGCAAACUAUUAGUCCGCACGACCACUUCUCAGUGGGACGGUCACUUCAAACGACUGCUUGAGAUUGAUGCCAAGGCGAUCCAAAAACGCUGAAUUGAGGCAGAAUUGAAGAUAGCCGAAACUGUUGCAGUGGUCAAGAGCGAGUGCUUACAACAAGUCACCUCAUGUGUCAUCGAUGCCACCCGUUCGAUCUACAACAAUGCCAAUUCCUACACAAAAGGCGGUGUCGUUGUGGCUUUCGCAUUCCUAGAGCAUAACGUCUCCAUUCGAUGCAAACGAGGGUCGUGUGUUGCAAGAGGUGAAGAGUUGGCAUCCAUUUCUCCAUUCACUUUUACCGCAAAGUGUGGCAGCUCAGGCUGCGCAUCUCGCUUGCUUCUCUCAGUGACUGUUCUCGUUGGCAGCACACAGAAAUGGCGUCAGUAG